GAAGUGUGUUUUUUUUUUAUAAAAGUAUUACUUUUAAAGACGACUAACACACUCAGCGCCGAAGAAGCUGAUUUUUGACCAGCUACAAGUGUGAAUUGCCGUAAGAAAUGUCAACAAAUGCAUCGAUUGAUCUGGCGCUGGAUCGCGUGAAUUGGAAUGACCUGGCCGAAAACCAGGAGCAAUUGCCGCGCAUUUAUACUCCCGGCGAGGUGCUGAUGCCAGAGUCCGGCUUCAUGCGUGGUCAUGGCACAUUUGUGGAGGACGAAAAUAUAAAAGCCUCUGUGGCGGGUGUCAUUCAGAAGGUGAACAAAUUAAUAUCAGUGCGUCCGCUGAAGAGUCGCUAUGUGGGCGAGAUUGGCGACGUAGUCGUAGCACGUGUAAUUGAAGUGGGGCAAAAACGCUGGCGCGUAGACACAAACUCCCGUCUAGAUUCGGUGUUGUUGUUGUCCUCGGUGAAUCUUCCAGGUGGUGAGUUGAGGCGACGCUCUGCGGAGGAUGAGCAAAUGAUGCGAAGAUAUUUGGAUGAAGGAGAUUUGAUCUCUGCAGAAGUGCAAAAUAUCUUUGAGGAGAGCACAUUGUCCCUUUACACACGCAGCUUGAAAUACGGCAAAUUGUCACAGGGCACACUUGUCAAAGUAUUUCCGGCGCUGGUCAAGCGCCGUAAGAUGCACUUUCAUAAUCUGCCUUGCGGUGCUUCAGUGAUAUUGGGCAACAAUGGCUAUAUCUGGAUAUCACCGACAAAGGGAGAUGAACAGGACGGUGGCGAGGGUGGAUUUGCCCAGAAUUUAAACGAAGUUGUGCCACGAAAUGAACGUGAGGUCAUCGCCCGCCUGCGCAACUGCAUCCUGGCACUGGCAAAAUGUAAACUGAUGUUGUAUGACACGAGCAUUCAAUAUGCCUACGAGGAGUCGCUGAAAUAUGAGCCACGAGAACUGUUACAGCAACAUGUCAUAUUUGAUAUUGGAGAGCAAACACAGGCCCGUCUCAGAGAUGUCGAUCUUAUGGACUGAUGUAAAAAUAAAGCAUAUUCUAUUAGUCAA
Molecule: messenger RNA, 1040 nt
Organism: Drosophila innubila
Lineage: Eukaryota; Metazoa; Arthropoda; Insecta; Diptera; Drosophilidae
Gene: Rrp4
Product: exosome complex component RRP4
Exons: 2
Coding region: 108-1010 (300 amino acids)
Biological process (GO): poly(A)-dependent snoRNA 3'-end processing; U4 snRNA 3'-end processing; TRAMP-dependent tRNA surveillance pathway
Cellular component (GO): cytoplasmic exosome (RNase complex); nuclear exosome (RNase complex)
Molecular function (GO): RNA binding
Source: RefSeq, a predicted model, not a curated record